Molecule: messenger RNA, 1139 nt
Organism: Tuber melanosporum (Perigord truffle)
Lineage: Eukaryota; Fungi; Ascomycota; Pezizomycetes; Pezizales; Tuberaceae
Exons: 2
Coding region: 201-1139 (312 amino acids)
Biological process (GO): regulation of transcription by RNA polymerase II
Cellular component (GO): nucleus
Molecular function (GO): DNA-binding transcription factor activity, RNA polymerase II-specific; RNA polymerase II cis-regulatory region sequence-specific DNA binding
Source: RefSeq, a predicted model, not a curated record
ACACCCUUCCCUACACACCACCGAAGCCAACUGCCACAAAUUCAACACAUCUCAAGCGUCCAAAGUCCAUAUCCUGAUAGGAGAGGGUAGGAGGAAAAAGGCGUCACGCAGCCUCGAUCAAUCAGUUAGACACCCUCCUGGUAUCGAACAAACCUUCCUCCAACCAUUGUAUUUUCCCAAACAAACACAAAAUCAUCGCCAUGUCCUCACCACCAUCUUCCCUUUCCUCCUUCUCAUCGAUGGACUCUCCGCCCCCCACGCUUCCUCGAACGCCCGUGAAGCGUGCGGCUUCGGCCGCAUUCUCUGAUCAGCCCGAGACCUCCCCGACCCUCACGCACCACCACAGCCACCCGAACUUUAGCGACAUCUCCUCCGACACCUCUGGAUCCGUUCCCGGGUCGCCCAUGGAAGCGGAAGAAAUCGAGCACGCGGAGCAGGUCACAAUGUGUAAGUGGGACAGCUGCGACAUGGAUAUGGGCAACAUGGACGACUUGGUGAAGCACAUUCACGACGAGCACAUCGGCCUUAGACGGGCAAAGUAUGCGUGUGAGUGGGAUGACUGCAACAGAAAAGGAAUGGCGCACGCGAGUGGUUAUGCGCUCAGAGCCCAUAUGAGAAGUCAUACGAAGGAGAAGCCAUUUUAUUGCACUCUUCCUGAAUGCGACCGAUCCUUCACCCGCUCAGAUGCCCUCGCUAAGCACAUGCGCACAGUCCACGAAACAGAAGCCCUCCGGCCCUCUGACCCCAUUCCAAAAUCCCACCCCAACCACCCACAAAACAUCCACCAGCCAAACACCGCUGCUACCUCGCACUCCACCGCAUCCUCACCCUCCUCACCCACCAGCUCCACCAAGAACGCGAGCAAGAAUGGUGCGUCCAAGUGGUACACAUCCGAGGACGGUUUCGAUCCGGAUGAGGAAGCCAUGCCUCCCAGGGAGCUCAUGAGGUUGCUUAAGAAGAAACUGGCAUGGUCAGAGCAAGAGCAGGAGGAACUGAAGCGGAAACUCGAGGAGCUGGAGAAGAAGAGGAGGGAAGGGUGGAUUAAGAAGGAGAUGCUUCUUGAUAGGGUUCUCGCCCAAGAGUUGGGCGAAGAAGAGGCGGCAGAGUUGAGCUUGGAUGUUCCUAUGCCGGACGCAUAA